This is a messenger RNA of Odobenus rosmarus divergens (Pacific walrus), 5356 nucleotides long. It is a transcript of the gene CDC42BPA, whose product is annotated as CDC42 binding protein kinase alpha (DMPK-like). The transcript is spliced from 37 exons. Lineage: Eukaryota; Metazoa; Chordata; Mammalia; Carnivora; Odobenidae. The record is from RefSeq and is a predicted model, not a curated record. Gene Ontology annotation, molecular function: protein serine/threonine kinase activity; ATP binding. The annotation marks the transcript as partial. Gene Ontology annotation, cellular component: cytoskeleton; actomyosin; cytoplasm. Gene Ontology annotation, biological process: actomyosin structure organization; peptidyl-threonine phosphorylation.
CCAAACCAUUUACUUCUAAAGUAAAACAGAUGCGCCUACAUAGAGAAGACUUUGAGAUAUUGAAGGUGAUAGGUCGAGGAGCUUUUGGAGAGGUUGCUGUAGUGAAACUAAAAAAUGCAGAUAAGGUAUUUGCCAUGAAAAUAUUGAACAAAUGGGAAAUGCUGAAAAGAGCUGAGACAGCAUGUUUUCGUGAAGAAAGGGAUGUAUUAGUGAAUGGAGAUAAUAAAUGGAUUACAACUCUGCAUUAUGCUUUCCAGGAUGACAAUAACUUAUACCUGGUCAUGGAUUAUUAUGUUGGUGGGGAUUUGCUUACUCUGCUCAGCAAAUUUGAAGAUAGAUUGCCUGAAGAUAUGGCUCGAUUUUACUUGGCCGAGAUGGUGAUAGCAAUCGAUUCUGUUCAUCAGCUGCACUAUGUGCACAGGGACAUCAAACCUGACAAUAUAUUGAUGGAUAUGAAUGGACAUAUUCGAUUAGCAGAUUUUGGUUCUUGUUUGAAGCUGAUGGAAGAUGGAACGGUCCAGUCCUCAGUGGCUGUUGGAACUCCAGAUUAUAUCUCUCCUGAAAUCCUUCAAGCCAUGGAAGAUGGGAAAGGGAGAUAUGGGCCUGAAUGUGACUGGUGGUCUCUGGGGGUCUGUAUGUAUGAAAUGCUUUAUGGAGAAACACCAUUUUAUGCAGAAUCUCUGGUGGAGACAUAUGGAAAAAUCAUGAAUCAUAAAGAGAGGUUUCAGUUUCCAGCUCAAGUGACCGAUGUGUCUGAAAAUGCUAAGGAUCUUAUUCGAAGGCUCAUUUGCAGCAGAGAACACCGACUUGGUCAAAAUGGGAUAGAAGACUUUAAGAAACACCCAUUUUUCAAUGGAAUUGAUUGGGAUAAUAUUCGAAACUGUGAAGCACCUUAUAUUCCAGAAGUUAGUAGCCCAACAGAUACAUCGAAUUUUGAUGUGGAUGAUGAUUGUUUAAAGAAUUCUGAAACGAUGCCCCCACCCACACAUACUGCAUUUUCUGGGCACCAUCUGCCAUUUGUUGGUUUCACAUAUACUAGUAGCUGUGUUCUUUCCGAUCGGAGCUGUUUACGUGUCACAGCCGGUCCCGCGUCCCUGGACCUUGAUGUCAGUGUCCAGAGGACUCUCGACAACAACCUGGCAACCGAGGCGUACGAGAGGAGAAUCAAGCGCCUCGAACAGGAAAAGCUUGAGCUGAGUAGAAAGCUUCAAGAGUCAACACAGACUGUUCAAGCUCUACAGUAUUCAACUGCUGAUGGUCCACUAACAGCAAGCAAAGAUUUAGAAAUAAAAGCCUUAAAAGAAGAAAUUGAAAAACUAAGGAAACAAGUAAGAGAAUCAAGUCACUUAGAACAACAACUUGAGGAAGCCAACUCUGUGAGGAGAGAGCUAGAUGAUGCUUUUCGACAAAUCAAGGCUUAUGAAAAACAAAUCAAAACACUACAACAAGAAAGGGAAGAAUUAAACAAGGAACUAGUCCAGGCUAGUGAGCGAUUAAAAAACCAGUCCAAAGAGCUGAAAGACGCACACUGUCAGAGGAAACUGGCCAUGCAGGAAUUCAUGGAGAUCAAUGAGCGGCUAACAGAAUUGCACACCCAAAAACAGAAACUUGCUCGCCAUGUCCGAGAUAAGGAAGAAGAGGUGGACCUGGUGAUGCAAAAAGUUGAAAGCUUAAGGCAAGAACUGCGCAGAACAGAGAGAGCCAAAAAAGAGCUGGAAGUUCAUACAGAAGCUGUGGCUGCUGAAGCAUCUAAAGACAGGAAACUGCGUGAACAGAGCGAGCACUAUUCUAAGCAACUGGAAAAUGAAUUGGAGGGACUAAAGCAAAAACAAAUUAGUUACUCGCCAGGACUAUGCAGCAUAGAACAUCAGCAAGAGAUAACCAAACUAAAGACUGAUUUAGAAAAGAAAAGUAUCUUUUAUGAAGAAGAAUUGUCUAAAAGAGAAGGAAUACAUGCAAAUGAAAUUAAAAAUCUGAAGAAAGAACUUCAUGAUUCAGAAGGCCAGCAACUUGCUCUCAACAAGGAAAUUAUGAUUUUGAAAGACAAAUUGGAAAAAAACAGGAGAGAGAGUCAAAGUGAAAGGGAAGAAUUUGAAAAUGAGUUCAAACAACAGUAUGAACGAGAAAAAGUAUUAUUAACUGAAGAAAAUAAAAAACUGACAAGUGAACUUGAUAAGCUCACCACUUUGUUUGAGAACUUAAGUAUGCGCAACCAGCAGUUAGAAGAAGAGGUAAAAGACCUAGCAGACAAGAAAGAAUCAGUUGCACAUUGGGAAGCCCAAAUCACAGAAAUAAUUCAGUGGGUCAGUGAUGAAAAGGAUGCACGAGGGUAUCUCCAGGCCUUAGCUUCUAAAAUGACAGAAGAGUUGGAAGCUUUGAGAAAUUCCAGCUUGGGUGCCCGAGCAACAGAUAUGCCCUGGAAAAUGCGUCGUUUUGCAAAACUGGAUAUGUCAGCUAGGCUGGAGUUGCAGUCAGCCCUGGAUGCAGAAAUAAGAGCUAAGCAGGCCAUCCAAGAAGAGCUGAAUAAAGUUAAAGCAGCUAACAUCAUCACAGAAUGUAAACUAAAAGAUUCAGAGAAGAAGAACUUGGAGCUACUCUCAGAAAUCGAACAACUGAUAAAGGACACUGAAGAGCUUAGAUCUGAAAAGGGUAUAGAGCACCAAGACUCACAGCAUUCUUUCUUGGCAUUUUUGAAUACGCCUACCGAUGCUCUGGAUCAAUUUGAAGAUUCCUUUUCUUCUUCCUCAUCUUCACUGAUUGAUUUUUUGGAUGACACCGAUCCCGUUGAGAACACAUAUGUACGGAAUCCGAACGUCAAGGUUAACAUCCAGUCAAGGUCCACAUCUCCUUCCACAUCUAGUGAAGCUGAGCCAGUUAAGAUUGUAGACAGUACUCCUCCACCAGUUCACACACCAACCUUAAGGAAAAAGGGAUGUCCUGGUUCAACUGGCUUUCCAGCUAAGCGCAAGACCCAUCAGUUUUUUGUCAAAUCUUUCACUGCCCCUACCAGAUGUCACCAGUGCACCUCUCUGAUGGUGGGUUUGAUAAGACAGGGCUGUUCCUGUGAAGUGUGUGGAUUUUCAUGUCAUAUAACUUGUGUAAACAAAGCUCCAACUGCUUGUCCAGUCCCACCUGAGCAGACAAAAGGGCCUCUGGGGAUAGAUCCGCAGAAGGGAAUAGGAACAGCAUAUGAAGGUCAUGUCAGGAUCCCAAAGCCAGCUGGAGUGAAGAAAGGAUGGCAAAGAGCAUUGGCUGUGGUUUGUGACUUUAAACUCUUCCUGUACGAUGUUGCGGAAGGAAAAGCAUCUCAGCCCAGUGUCGUGGUCAGUCAGGUGAUUGACAUGAGGGAUGAAGAAUUUUCUGUGAGUUCAGUCUUGGCUUCUGAUGUUAUUCAUGCAAGUCGAAAAGAUAUACCCUGCAUAUUCAGAGUCACGGCUUCCCAGCUCUCGGCGUCUGACAGCAGGUGUUCGGUCCUGAUGCUCGCGGAGAGCGAGAGCGAGAGGAACAAGUGGGUGGGCAUGCUCAGUGAGCUGCACAAGAUUUUGAAGAAAAGCAAAUUCAGAGACCGCUCAGUCUAUGUUCCCAAGGAGGCUUAUGACAGCACUCUGCCCCUCAUUAAAACAACCCAGGCAGCUGCAAUCAUAGAUCACGAAAGGAUAGCGCUGGGCAAUGAAGAAGGGUUGUUUGUUGUUCACGUCACCAAAGAUGAAAUUAUUAGAGUUGGUGACAAUAAGAAGAUACAUCAGAUUGAACUCAUUCCAAAUGAUCAGCUUGUUGCUGUGAUCUCAGGACGAAAUCGUCACGUGCGACUUUUUCCCAUGUCAGCUUUGGACGGACGAGAGACUGAUUUUUAUAAGCUGGCAGAAACUAAAGGGUGUCAGUCCAUAACUUCUGGCAAAGUGUGCCACGGAGCUCUCACAUGCCUGUGUGUGGCUAUGAAAAGGCAGGUCCUCUGUUAUGAACUAUUUCAGAGCAAGACCCGUCACAGAAAAUUUAAGGAAAUUCAAGUGCCAUAUAAUGUGCAAUGGAUGGCGAUCUUCAGUGAACAACUCUGCGUGGGAUUCCAGUCGGGAUUCCUCAGAUACCCCUUGAAUGGGGAAGGAAGUCCGUACAGCAUGCUCCAUUCAAAUGACCACACGCUAUCAUUUAUUGCACAUCAGCCGAUGGAUGCCAUCUGCGCAGUUGAGAUCUCCAGUAAAGAGUGUCUGCUGUGUUUUAACAGCAUCGGGAUAUACACCGACUGCCAGGGCCGGAGAUCGAGACAGCAGGAACUGAUGUGGCCGGCAAACCCUUCCUUUUGUUGUUACAAUGCACCAUAUCUCUCGGUGUAUAGUGAAAACGCGGUUGAUAUCUUUGACGUGAACUCUAUGGAAUGGAUUCAGACUCUCCCGCUCAAAAAGGUUCGACCCUUAAACAGUGAAGGAUCGCUAAACCUUUUAGGGUUGGAGACAAUUAGAUUAAUAUAUUUCAAAAAUAAGAUGGCAGAAGGGGAUGAACUGGUGGUUCCUGAAACAUCGGACAAUAGUCGGAAGCAGAUGGUUAGAAACAUCAACAACAAACGGCGCUUCUCCUUUAGGGUCCCAGAAGAGGAGAGGAUGCAGCAGAGGAGAGAGAUGCUACGAGAUCCAGAAAUGAGAAAUAAAUUAAUUUCUAACCCAACUAAUUUCAACCACAUAGCACACAUGGGCCCAGGAGAUGGGAUACAGAUCCUAAAAGACCUGCCAAUGAACCCUCGGCCCCAGGAAAGUCGGGCGGUGUUCAGUGGCUCAGUCAGUAUUCCAUCCAUCACCAAAUCCCGCCCUGAGCCCGGCCGCUCCAUGAGCGCCAGCAGCGGCCUGUCAGCGAGGUCCUCUGCACAGAACGGCAGUGCAUUAAAGAGAGAAUUCUCUGGAGGAAGCUACAGUGCAAAGUGGCAGCCCAUGCCUUCCCCGUCAGAGGGCUCCUUGUCUUCCGGAGGCAUGGACCAGGGAAGUGACGCCCCAGCCAGGGACUUUGACGGAGAGGACUCAGAUUCCCCAAGGCACUCCACAGCUUCCAACAGCUCCAACCUAAGCAGCCCGCCCAGCCCAGUGUCGCCCCGGAAGACCAAGAGCCUCUCCUUGGAGAGCACCGACCGCGGGAGCUGGGACCCGUGAGCGGCUUCGGUGCUCGGAGUGGACGCCAGAGCAGCUUCUCCCUCUCAGCCCCCUCCACUGCCCUGUCUCCACAUCCGUCCCCCGCCCCUGCCUGGAAGGCCCAGGGCCGGCAGCAGGAGCAGGGUGGGGGCUCAGGGACGCGGACGAUUGCACCUACAGCCCCAUGCCCCCCACAUCCCCUGCGCCCCCUCGACGUAACAACCACCACCAUCAAGGCAGAC